AGGGAGAGAGAUAGAGAGAGAGAGAGCACUAAAACACACACGCUUGCGCAUGCAGACACAGACAGAAUCAAGUCCUGUCUGCUGCAGGACGGGAGGCAGAAGGAUUACUCCUGUUUUAGACUCUUCAUCCAUGCGUCCCGGGAAACAGAGCAGAAUGUGAGAGUCAAAUGAAGACAACUUGGUGAUAUUGUGAGGAGGAACAUCAUCUUGAGAGGAGUGUCAGCAUGACCCCUAACAGUGAAGCUCUACUGCUGCUCUUCAGUUUCUCACUGUGUGCAAGUCUGUGUGCUGUAUCUUUAAAUAGAAAUGAAAGAGCCCACGUUUGGACCAGCUCAGACCCAGAGUCAGCUACCAGCACAUGGACAUCUCGAUCAACAGAAAUGGACAUGACAAGUCCAAGCGAUGUAUUACAUUCAGAUGGGACUAGCAGAGAUCUUAAGGUGGAUCUUUCAGUUGAUCAAAACCCCUCUGUCACAAUGGAUGGUCAUGGUUUGUCAAGACUUCCAGCCUCAAGAACACCAUGGAUCAAAACUUUGACUUUUGCUAAGAUUAAACCUCCUUCAGAUAUCCAGAACGAUGAAGAGGGACCUCAAACAGAGGUAUCUGAUUGGCCAAAUUUUAGUAAGCAAGGCAAUAUGGAAAAAUCUUUUAAAUCAUCUCCACUGGCAACACUACAGCCUUUUUCUUCUCAGACCUGGAGUACCAAAUCCAAGACACCUUUUCCUUGGAAUACAGAGACAUAUACACCUCAGACUCCUGCUGAAACUAGAUUUAGCACCUACCAGACACUGUGGAAGUCCUCGGGUGCUAUUCAGACACCAUAUGCCAGAGGAACUUUAGAUGGUCCCACUUUGCCAAGAGGGCUGACAGACAGUCUGCAGCCAUACGAGGAAACAAAGCAAUUGACAGAUGCUCCCACAGUUAGUCUAACAGAGCCGACUAUCAAUAUGACAAAUCCUGACCCUGAAAAAGAGGAGCGCAAGGUUGUUGACCAAGUGAAAAAGGAACAAAAUGGCCAAUCGACCACCACUGUGAUCGAGGUCACUGAAAGCUAUCCUGAAGCAGCAUCUUCAGGUGAUGACUUGCGCAAAUUUUCCACACUUCUGGACUGCAGCUUGGUUGGCACUGAAAUCUGUCAGUCGCCUGACUACUCAAGGAAUCAUGCUUCAACUAACAACACUCUGUCCACUCCACCUCCUCUGUAUGAAACCACACCCCCUGGUAUAAUAACCCCACCCUUUGAAGCCCUCACCCCACCUCUACUGGUCCCUCUACUGACUGAUUGGAAUGCUGCAAUGGCUACAUGGGGCCUUGCAUGGGAGUUGCAGGUAUAUGGACUUGGCUGUGUGUUCUCACUCGUGGCUGUGCUGUCUGUGCUCAGCCUGAUGUGUUUGCCGUUGCGCUGGCCCUCUGGCUGUGCCCACUUCAGCCUCCUCCACCUUCUCCAACUACUAACAGGUUCCAGCAGAGCUCUGUGGCUCCUCUAUGAUCCAUACGGCCAAAAAGAGCGCCUACCCAUAACCUGGGCACGACUACUACAUGAAUCUGCCUAUCCCUGUAUUACGGCAUCAUUUGGUCUGCUGCUUCUACUGCUCACCGCUCGCUCUUGUACACAGCUACUUUCCCAAAACACCCUGCAGCGCAGCACCUGCUUGUUGGCUGCCCUAGUGCUGCUGCAUAUAGCUAUAGUAAUGGCAUCUAUGGCAAUACUGCAACUCUUUCCCACCCUGCAAGUUGUGCCUCUAUUACCACCUGCAGCAUUCGUAUUGAUGUCCUAUCUUUUGUCAUUCACAUACCUGCUUCUUUACUGCUGUGCUCGUGCCGAUGUCAAGCACAUUUACCGGCUAAGUGAAAGCUCUCCCGAGCGGCCAUCGUGCCAUGCUAGCAGGUGUCAAUUCACAGAAGCACGGAUGUGGGAAAGGGCAGCCAGGACAGGGGUAUUCUCUGCCCUGUUUCUGCUAGCAUGUGGCAGUCUACGACUUUAUGCUAUGCUCAAUGCAGCAGGGCUGACCGGUGGAGCCAUUGUUGGCCUGACGCCCUGGCCGUGGUGGGGCUUCCAGCUCAGCUGCAGAGUCUGUGAAACAGGGGUAUGUCUCACCCUCGCUCUUGUAAUCACUCACCCCCUUCUCUGUUGCGGAGUGCCCCUUUCCAAACCAGGAGGAUGUAGUUGGCUCUUCAAAAAGCCACCCACAGAAGGAACAAUGAUGGCCAAACCCAGCAUCCUCUCGAGUCGGUGUGGCUGGUCACUGCGGCCUGCAGAGAAGCUGGGGUUGUGUGAGGGAAUAGCACGGCGGGAAAGCGAAAGUGAAAGCAUGCCACUCUACACCUUGGUGGAGCUUCCGCACAGCGAAUCCGAUGGCUUGGACCUCCACUAUCCCAGCAGCCCUCAGCAUGAGUCUUGCACACAACUCUCCCAAACCACAAAGAAGAGUAAAGUAUCCCAUGUAUCCUCCUUUGCAAGCUUUGAUGUUGACUCCACGGCAGAUCUGCGGCCCCCUUCGCCAAUCGACCUGAGACGAAGCAUUGAUGAGGCCUUAAACAGUGAGGCUUUGUUCCAGCAUAGCCUUUUUGGCUCUUCAAGGCUCUCUCUCAGCACACGUGGACCCCCGGAUGGACAACCCUGUCGGGGAAACUCCACCGAACCCAGCCUAUACCGUACUGCUUCCUGUGGGGACGUGGACCCCACUACAGUCCCCAGCCGACCCAGGCAAUGGAGCACUAUAUCUGGGAGACCAGCUCACGUCUCAGUCCAUUGCAGUGGGUUAAACUCAACACAACAGUCCCAGAGCAGCUUACAUAGGGGCUCUCAGUCCGGGCAGCAACUCCACAGACGCUACACAACCUUAGGCUCUACUUCCUCCAGAGGGAGCGUGGAUGUGGAGACAACUUCUCAUGUUGAUGAGCUUGCCGUUCAAGCUGAAUUCAUCAAUGUCUGCCGGCAGAUAGAUGCACUUAGUAUCAGUAGUGAUACGAUUGACCUAUAGGGGGAGAAUCUUUAUUCACCUAGAGAUUAUGUUGUAGGGGUUUUCAUCACUGACCCACCCUCGAGGUCCACCUUCCUGUAAAGUUUAACUCCAACCCAAAUCAAACACACCUGAACAAGCUAAUUAAAGUCUUCCAGAUUACUGGAAAGUUGCUGUUAGAGUUUGAUAAAGGUUGUAAGAGUACCACUAAAGUAUUGCAUGUGUCGUACUUUCCUGCAGUAUUAACCUUAAUAUUUUCCAGUUCAAUAUUUAACUCUUGGGUGUCUGGGUGUGCUCUUUCAAGGUCCAACUUCUGACACAGCUUACAUCUGACAUACCUGCUUGGAAGUUUCAAGUGAUCCUGAAGACCUUAAACAGCUAGUUCAGGUGUUUAAUUAGGGCUAGACCUAGACUCUACUGGAAGGCGACCGUCCAGAUUGGAUACCCCUGGUUUAACCUAACACAGGGCUAGGCAGCUUUGGUUGUGAAGGGCCACUGUCCUGAACCUGAACAAGCUAAUCAAUGUCUUCAAGAUCACUAAAAAAGUUACAGGUAGGUGCGUUUGAUUAGGGUUGGAGCUGAUCUCUGCAGGACAGUGGUCCCUCAAGGACCAAAGUUGCUCAGCCCUGACCCAUAACGCCUUUAAGUAAUUUCAAACGUAACAACUCCAAUUUACAGAACUUUUCUUGACAUACACACAGAGAGGAAUUUGCUGUUAAUGCAUUCUGAUUGAAUGGUAAGAAAUGUUUUAUUUUAGAAGCAGACAUGACAUGGACAAAAUGGCAACCUACAACCUCUGAGUGACGCAGAGAAAUCCUUUGAAAUCCACUUGUCAUAUUUGACCAGUCUUGUUGAAAAUGCUUGGUUUGAUCAAAAGACUUAUAAACUGCUGUACAGGAGGCUUUUGUAUUGCUUGUAUUGCUAGCAAAAAACCUAGCACUUAUGAACAUGUUUUUAUGAUGAAAUGUCUUUUGGUUUUGCUCUUACAGCACAGAUCACCUAAACACACAUGACGUACAUUAUAGAGAGACACAUUCUCUAGAACCAUUUUACAUUUUAUUGCAUCACUAUCAGAGUGUUAAUCCACUCAUUUGUGGCAGCGCUGUCACUUGGGAAAUAUUUUGUUCUGUAAUGAUACCUGGGUGAUCUGUUGGAGCAUAUACUUAGGGGAAAAGACUUAAUUAGCAAAAGGAUGCAUGAAGAUGAAAACCAUGCUAAUUAGCUGUUGUAUGUGUGGAACACUUGGCAUUUUAGUACUACUGUUUUUCUGAACGUUUAUUUCAUUACAUUUAGUGCUUGAUAAAGAUCUAUUCUAUCCUGUACCCAUAAUCCCUCACAGCCAUUUCGCUACACAAAUACUGCCCUCUGUUGGCCAUAGAAGUGUAAAACUGUGAAGUUUUGACAGCAUGUGCAUUUGUCAUCUUUAUUAGUGCACAUCCGCAUGACUGACAGCAGGAGCUCAUUGCAAAAAAACUUUAAGAUUGUCUCACUCUUGCUACAUUUUUUUUUUUUUUUUGAGAUGUGCAUUUUUUCUCUGUAAAUAGCAAAUGCUCCAAUAACUUCCACACUUCUACAUGACAAUUUGAUGCUCUGAAUUGCAUUGCUCAUUAUGCUACUGUGUUUAUAAAAGCGUAUAUUAACAUCUAAAAUAUUUAAGCAAAGUAGAUCGAAACUGAUAAUACAUGAACAAAAUAGGAAAAACAAUUUAUAAAACUCAUUCUUUAUUCUAUAAACUGUAUUACAUUCAGAAUGACAACACAAGUCUUUGCAAACUACCAAAUGGUGCCCAAAGUUGAAAGUAUCACUUUUACAGCAAAUGCUUUUGACUGUCUUUCAACUCAGACUGUCCUUUUUUAUACUGUAAAAUGUUCGAUAUAUGUAAAUGCUUCUAAGUUAAAUGAUACAAGUGUGUGAAACUGUUAAAUAAACUAAGAAAUGACCGCC
Messenger RNA from Carassius gibelio (silver crucian carp), 4907 nucleotides. RefSeq names its product proline rich transmembrane protein 4a (gene prrt4a). Bases 225 to 2984 code for a protein of 919 amino acids. NCBI's taxonomy places the organism in Eukaryota, Metazoa, Chordata, Actinopteri, Cypriniformes, Cyprinidae. The transcript is spliced from 4 exons. The record is from RefSeq and is a predicted model, not a curated record.